This is a messenger RNA of Mangifera indica (mango), 1458 nucleotides long. RefSeq names its product calcium-binding protein 39. The transcript is spliced from 12 exons. NCBI's taxonomy places the organism in Eukaryota, Viridiplantae, Streptophyta, Magnoliopsida, Sapindales, Anacardiaceae. The record is from RefSeq and is a predicted model, not a curated record. Gene Ontology annotation, molecular function: protein serine/threonine kinase activator activity. The coding region runs from base 177 to 1214 and encodes 345 amino acids. Gene Ontology annotation, biological process: intracellular signal transduction.
GAUGUUCCAUCCCAAAUUUUUUAAUCUCGGGGAAUUUUUGCAAAGUAAUGUGACAUAAAACUGUGCAUGAUCUACGAGAAAACAAAAAUAAAGAAUCUCAGCCAAGCACAGCACGAAGAAACAGUGAUAUAGGGAUUUGUUUGAUCAAAAUUCAAAAUCGAAAACGGUGAUCGAUCAUGUCGUUUUCGUUCUUCAAGCCAUCACGGCCUAAAACGCCACAAGAGGUGGUGAAGGCAACCAAGGACUGCCUUAUGGCUCUUGAUACCAAGACCGUUGUCGAAGUUAAAGCCCUUGAAAAGGCACUGGAAGAAGUUGAAAAGAAUUUUGUGUCACUGAGAUGUAUGCUUGCUGGAGAUGGGGAGGUUGAACCAAACAUGGAUCAGGUUUCUCAGUUAGCGACUGAAGUUUGUAAAGAGGAUGUUCUCACCCUUCUAAUUCAUAAGUUGCCAAUACUGGGAUGGGAAGCGAGAAAGGACUUAGUCCAUUGCUGGUCCAUAUUGUUGAAGCAAAAGGUUGGCGCCACAUAUUGCUGUGUACAAUACAUUGAGAAUCAUUUUGAGUUACUGGACUUUCUUGUAGUCUGCUAUGACAACAAGGAAGUUGCCCUGAAUUCUGGAAAUAUGUUGAGGGAGUGCAUCAAAUUUCCCAGCCUUGCAAAAUACAUUAUAGAGUCUGCAAGCUUUCAGUUAUUCUUCAAAUAUGUGGAGCUACCUGUCUUUGACAUUUCUUCGGAUGCGUUUUGUACUUUUAAGGAUCUGCUUACUAAACAUGGAUCUGUGGUCUCUGAAUAUUUGACUGCCCAUUAUGAUGAGUUCUUUGAUCUUUAUGAAAAACUCCUGACAUCUUCUAAUUAUGUUACAAGGAGGCAAUCUUUGAAGCUUCUCUCGGAUUUUCUUUUGGAGCCGCCAAAUUCCCAUAUAAUGAAGCGCUACAUUUUAGAAGUUCGGUAUUUGAAAGUGAUGAUGACAUUGCUGAAGGAUUCAAGCAAAAACAUUCAAAUUUCUGCUUUCCAUAUUUUCAAGGUUUUUGUAGCUAAUCCUAACAAACCACGUGAAGUAAAAGUUAUUCUGGCAAAAAACCAUGAAAAAUUGCUGGAACUUCUUCACAAUCUCUCUGCAGGAAAAGGAGCAGACGAUGAUCAAUUCGAAGAGGAAAAGGAACUGAUCAUCAAGGAAAUCGAAAGAGUAUCCCGUCUAUCAAAUCUUAACCAAUAGGGAAGAGAGGAAAAAGAUUGAUGCAUGAUGUGGGAAGCAAUAGGAGUUGGAUGUAUAAAUGUGUGUGGCUUUGUAAUCUAAUUCUCUUUUUUAUAUAACCAAAGUGUGAUUGUGAUAUGAGAUCCCACUAUGAACAUGUGGAUCCAUUUUGAGUGUUCUGGCCCUUCCCUUGGUUGUGUCAUCCACAUGAUAAAACCCUAAGAGAGAGUACAUUUUUGCAAGGUAAAACACUGUUUUUUGCUCA